AUGACUACAUCCUCCCGACAGCUGGAACGAUUUCCUAUACCCCAGCUACUCGACCCGAGCCGUGACGGAGGAGUCGUACAUCCUCUGAAACUUUUCCAAGAGUUGGGUCAACGGGUUUCGGACACGACUGCGGACAGCUUCGGUACUCCUUGCCCAGCUCCACAGAAGUUCAAGCAGCCUCCUGCGACCGAGAGACGCGUGAUGGAUAUUAUGGCUCGAACUGCGGCAUCUACUCAAGCGAUGCAUGGAGAGUCGUGCAUUACCGUAGGCGAGGCGCCAGCCGCAGAACAGCGACACACACUGCAAGAGCUGGAACUGCAGCACUCAAAUGACGGUGAGGUAGGAACAGCCACUAACAACCAGAAGCAGGGAGGACUGGAGAGAAUGGACACACGGACAAGACCCAAGACGCCUGUGGCCGAGAUUCGAAAUCGGUUUGACAACGCCGCAGACGGUAUCAACAAGGAGAGUUUGUUAUCGUCGAAUCGUCUCUAUACGCCUGCCAGCAACCCUUUUACGACGCCUGGGCUGUCCUCGACACCUCCCACCUCGGCGGAAUACUCUACCGAGAAGAAACCACUUCCUUCGACACCCUCAAAGUCAAAACUUGCACCUCCGUGUAUGGCGGUGCCUUCUCAUACACACAGAAGAACACCUAGCUCAGUCAUUCUCCCGAGCUCUGAGAUGCUCACCGCCCUCCCGUUUGCCACCCCGAGCAAACGUGCUAAUCGAGCCGCGAAGAGGUCCCCUCAGUCAAAAGCUCUCAAGAAGCGAUCGAAUACAGGUCGGCUAAAGCUUGUAUCCUGGUCCAAGUUACGACCCAGCGCGCAGCUUUCCCGCCGUUACUCUUCGUCCUCGCUGUCAACGACCUUCAAGCCAAUUCUUGGUCCGAGAAGCCAAUGCAGCCAAGGAGCAUCAAGCGUAUACAGCCGUGAUGCGCGAGCCCUUAGUUUCAUGGAUGCACUAGAUCUCCCUGUGAAAGGCACCCCAGAUCCCCGCAUCGGGCCGGGGUGGGUUAAGGGUUUGACAUCCGAGCGCCGGAGUCGGUUUUCUCACCAACAUUCUGCAUCGAUUCACUACCUGAAGACCAAGAUCGACGCCUGGGACUUGCACACGGCCUACCUUGACAGAUCGGUGUACCUUGCCCCGUCUAUAAAACGUUCAGUUUCAGAUGCUGGUCCUCGACAUGGAACAAAGCCAGAGUCUUCCACCCAAGUCAUGGACACCAGCGCCUCAGGCAGACCUAUUCCUGUUAUCCAGAUUGGACGAUCUAGUGAUGAUGUGUUUGGCAUCGAAGUUGACGGCUUUAAGAGCGACCAGGCCAGCAUCAUCCUGAAGAGUAUUGGGUCCGCUAAGGCACUAUCGGUAGUUUCUGGCGGACUGGGACGAGGCACCGCGCCCGGCGGCGGCGAGUGGAUUUGA
Molecule: messenger RNA, 1422 nt
Organism: Cladophialophora yegresii CBS 114405
Lineage: Eukaryota; Fungi; Ascomycota; Eurotiomycetes; Chaetothyriales; Herpotrichiellaceae
Exons: 2
Coding region: 1-1422 (473 amino acids)
Source: RefSeq, a predicted model, not a curated record